UGUCAGACUCUCCCAUCGUCGAUGUGUGGGGUUGCAAUACACCUCAGGAGAAAACUAGGAAGAGAUACACUAUUGGCUAUUUCAUAUGCGGUGUGUCAUCUGGCAGGCUGUAUAUAUCACAGGGAAAGCAGGGACCACUCAGCCUCCGAGCAAAGCAGCUUCAGUGGAUGGCUCAGAGGGAUACUUUGAGGAUGGAAAGAAAAGGGAAAGGCAGCUCUUGCUUUUCUGAUUCGGGCAAGCUCUGAAAACUCUUGGGAAACGGCGACCUGACAGAUGAAGGACUAUGUGGAAAACCAAUACAGCAGAUUUCCAAGGAGAAGUUGCGGGGGAGAAGCAGAACAGUGCCCGAAAGGAAAUAUUCACUAGGAUUUCUUCCUAGGUGCGGAGAGAAAGCGUGUGGGGAUCUCUGAUAUUUCUGCAUCCGAAUCAGUUUCUGUACGUAGGACAUAUGGGACUGAAAAGGGAAGAGCAGCUGGAGCAUCCCUGGAGCCAAGCUCACAAGUAAUCAGCGCAGGAAGAGGGACCCAUUUAUCAACUCUUUUACGCAGUUUGCAGCCCAAGGGCAGAAUUUUAAAAUGCAAGGGUGCGUGUUCCCUCCUGCGGCCACAGCCUUCAGCAGCUGAGCUGGCAGAAAGGAGGGCAGAGCAGAGUGCGCAGCCCGCCCGGGGACACGGGCAGCGAGAGAGCCAUGAGCAGGCACACGUGGUUCCCUUUGCGGUACAUCUCCAAGCCCUUCUGGAGAGCGGAGAAUCACAACACCACCAACUUCUUCUCCGCACUGUACGGCUUCCCCAACCAAUCCUUCUUCCACAGUGAUUUGGACCUGGAGGACCUGGGGGACUUUGACAGCGGGACCAAGUACGAGGGCGAGUCGCAGAGCCGCACGGUGAAGGCGCUGCUGAUAGUAGCCUACUCCGUCAUCAUCUGCAUCUCCCUCUUCGGCAACAUCCUGGUGUGCCACGUGGUGAUCAAGAACAAAAGGAUGCACUCCGCCACCAGCCUCUUCAUCGUCAACCUGGCCGUUGCUGACGUGAUGAUCACCAUUUUGAACACCCCCUUCACGCUGGUGCGGUUUGUAAGCAGUACCUGGGUUUUUGGAAAGCUGAUGUGUCACAUAAGCCGGUUUGUUCAGUACUGCUCCGUGCAUGUGUCUGUGCUCACCCUUGCUGCCAUCGCUCUGGAUCGGCGUCAGGUUAUCAUGCACCCUCUCAAGCCGCGCAUGUCCAUGGCGAAAGGAGGGAUUUGCAUCAUUAUCAUCUGGGUUAUGGCCAGCUGCUUCUCGCUGCCUCAUGCCAUUUAUCAGACUUUGACAAGAUUUUAUAUUGGGAACAGAACAAUACGAAUGGUCUGCCUCCCCAGCUUCCCUCCUCCUGCUGAUCUUUUCUGGAAGUAUUUAGACUUGACCACUUUUGUUCUCUUGUACGUCCUGCCCUUGCUUGUGAUCUCCAUCACAUAUACCAUGGUGGCCAAGAAGCUCUGGCUCAGAAAUGCCAUCGGGGACCUCACCAUGGAGCAAUACUAUGCCCAUCAACGGAAAAAGAAGAUGACCCUGAAGAUGCUGAUGGUGGUGGUCAUUGUGUUUGCAGUAUGUUGGUUCCCCCUGAACUGCUACGUGGUGUUGAUCUCCUGUAGGGCCAUCCACAGUAGCAACGCUCUGUACUUUGCUUUUCACUGGUUUGCCAUGAGCAGCACUUGCUACAACCCCUUCAUUUACUGUUGGCUGAAUGAGAGCUUCAGAUCGGAGCUGAAGUCCUUGCUGUGCGUGUGCCGGCGAAGGAGCGCAGCCCAGAGUCAUGCUCUGCAGUCCAUCUCCCCGCCUUUCAGGCAUGCCUGGGUUGAGAACUGCCAUUAUAAAAGAGGCAGCACCUGCCAGAAGACAAGGGCAUCCUCCCAGAGGAACUCCGCAAAGACAGACAUAUCCAGUGUUCAGCCAAUUGUGGCAGAAAGCUAAACCCUUCAUCUGAUGGCCAGGCAACAUCGGGUUGUAAUUGCAGAAACACGGGAAAAACUGAGUUGGAAAGGACUGCUGGAGACCAUCUACUCCAGCCUUCCACCCAAAGCAAGCUAACAUCAGCGUUCAACUGGGUUAUCCAGGACCUUGUCCAGUCAGGCUUUCAAAAAUCUCCGGGGAUGGACUGCCCACAUGUGGGCUCCAGAAUGAAGGGUGUCGAGUAAAUUUUUCAUCAGAGUAGUCAGCAAAAAUGGAGAGAACUCUUUAACAGCGCACAAUAUCUAUCAUAGCCUAAGCAAAUAAGGGGAAAAUUAGUAAAAAUUGCUGAAAGGAAAAUGCGUUCUGUUUUACCUCAAACUGGGACACCUACACUGAUUACACCCACUCUGUUUCAAGGUAGAUGGCUGUUUAUGCAUAUAGAAACACUGUAUUGAUUCCUUCUUUUUAUUUAUUUGUAAUUUAUUCAAGAUGAAUAACACUUGUAGCCGUUCCCAAAUGUACACCCAGCACACCUCAGCCGCUUGCUCUGCUGUUACAGAGGUGCCCCAGCUCUGCCCGUCCGCCUCCUCGCGUCCCACGGCCAGCGGCCGCGCCGGCCACCGGAGGGGGAAAAGGUCUCAAAAAUCACAAUGGAAACACAGCUUAGGAGCAGGACAGCAA
Molecule: messenger RNA, 2611 nt
Organism: Chroicocephalus ridibundus (black-headed gull)
Lineage: Eukaryota; Metazoa; Chordata; Aves; Charadriiformes; Laridae
Product: G-protein coupled receptor 83-like
Exons: 4
Coding region: 689-1951 (420 amino acids)
Biological process (GO): neuropeptide signaling pathway
Cellular component (GO): plasma membrane
Molecular function (GO): neuropeptide Y receptor activity
Source: RefSeq, a predicted model, not a curated record